This is a messenger RNA of Aspergillus pseudotamarii, 1917 nucleotides long. RefSeq names its product beta-lactamase/transpeptidase-like protein. NCBI's taxonomy places the organism in Eukaryota, Fungi, Ascomycota, Eurotiomycetes, Eurotiales, Aspergillaceae. The transcript has a single exon. The record is from RefSeq and is a predicted model, not a curated record. The coding region runs from base 174 to 1808 and encodes 544 amino acids.
CAUUUUCUUCCCCUCCUCUUCUCCAACAACACUCACCAGGCGCUCGAGGACCCCCUUCAGUUUGCGCAGAUCUUCAAGAGAAAUGUAAGUGAUGACAUCACAUGGCCAUUCGAAAGUUGUGCACAGGGCUCGUGUACUCUCCCCCCCAAAAAACCCAUUGAUAACUGACGAACAUGUCCAGGACACAAAUCCUCAACACCCUCACUGGUGCCAGAGAAAGAAUUCUUGCAGCCAUCCCCUCCAUCAACAAAAUAUGUGCCGUCUCCGGGGCUCCUGGUCUAUCACUUGCGGUGGUACAUGAAGGCCAAACCCUCUAUGUCGGCCAUAUUGGUCACCGAGAUGUACAAUCUCAGCUUGCGCCAAAUGAUGAGACCAGAUACAGUAUGAACUCAAUGACCAAGGCAAUGGUGGCCGCCCUCGUGGGUAUCGAGGUGGAUCAAGGGAAGCUCGGUUGGGACGACAGGAUCAAAGACCAUCUGCCUCAUUUCAAAAGUACGGUCCCGGAGGUGGAAAACUCGGCGACCAUCUUGGAUCUGCUUUCACAUCGCUCAGGCAUCACGAAUUUCGAUUCGAUCUGGCUUGGCUCUCAGAAUAACCCCCUGUUGGGAAAUGAUCAAACUCUCGCCGUCUUUGGGGUCCUCAAGCCUUUGCAGCCAUUUCGAACAUCCUUUUUCUACAAUAACUGGGGCUACGAAGUGGUUGCCCUGGUCUUGCAAAAGGUCACGGGCAAGGAUCUCGCAACUCUUCUUCGCGAAAAUUUAUUUGAGCCACUCCAUCUGGACCGCACCAGCACUUCCUGGGAUCCAGCGGAUGACAACAACGCAGUCUCAUACGGCGUGCUUAGCGAUCUGUCCCCCGUUGAAGUUGAUCGCCCGAAGAUUGGCCGAGGUCAGAUUAUGGAAGCUGCGGGGGGCGUCAAGACCACCAUAACCGAUCUAAUCGCCAUUUACAAAUCAUACGUUUUCGCCAUUAAGGAUCAGUUUGAUAAUGGCACGGAUUCUUCUCCGGGAUCGCCUUUCAAGCAAUGUCGUGUGAUCGCAACGAAUCAUGCACGCAUGCCCCAGCCUCGGCUUCGUGAGGAGGGCUACGCUGCCGGCUGGGCUAGAGCUCAGCUUCCUAACGAGUUAGGCCAGGUGUCUCUUAACCCAUUGAUCGGUCCAGAACCCAUCGCGGGAAAGGGGUCGCCCUCCGAAAUUAUACUGUAUCACCAUGGAAGUAUGCCCGGUAGCACCUCCUGUGUCCACCUGGUUCCUGAGACCCAGUCCACUGUCAUUGUCCUCCAGAACAGCCUGUCAACCAACGAUACCGCGGACCUCUGUGGCCAGGCCCUUCUUGAGGCCCUUCUUGGGACUCCACGGCGCAAUGACUAUGUAACGGUUGCAUCAAAUUACACUUCCAUCGAUCUCCGUCAUAUGGAUAAAAUAAAGCAUCAGCUCGACUCGACGCGCGAUGCGCUAACCCCACCCCAAGAUUCCACGGCGUAUGUGGGACAUUACUAUAACGGACUCGGCAAUUUCUGUGUUGAAAUAUUCGAAGACGACGACGGCGCGAUGAAGAUGCGAUGGCAAGGCCUUCCGAUGGAAACAUACAUCCUGGAGCAUCAUCAUGGUGAUACCUUUACUUGGUGGAUGCCGUAUGACGAAGUCGCCCGUCGAGGCCGGUACAUUAUGGACUUUGCUGCGGAAUACUACGUUCUGAGGUUUUCGAAGGGCAGUGACCAUACUAGCAUACAGAUGAAAACACUCGAAUGGGCAUGGGACCCAGCGAUGCCGCAUACCCCCGAGGUGUUUACUCGAAGAACUUCAUAAGUCGAUACCCUUAGUAUUAGUGACUUCCCGGUUGAUUCUCGUAUUGUCUGUAAAUACAAAGACUCAGUACUUGUCGUCUGUAUUUCCUGCGGUCUAGAGAAGAUCACCA